CUAUUGUCAUCUAGCUACACAAAACAUUAAACAAUUGCUCUUUUAGAUAUGAACGGGGAUUAACCGAAAUUUAAAAGCAAAUGUUAUUGAAGUUUAAAACAAUAAGAUUACACACAGUGUUCCAUGAAGUGAUAAGUUAAAACAGCACUAGAUAAUGAAUGCUUUGUAGAUUCUACCCACAUAAAAAAUGGCAUCAUUUUAGAUACGGUGGAAGUUGAAUUUCCGUAAUUUUAUUUAAUUUGUUGUUAAUACCGUGGUGAAAAUGGACGAGGGUGAGACGAAGACGUGCGAGAACUGCAAGCGCGAUAUCCCAGCAGUGAACUACACAAUUCACACCAUCCAUUGUGCUAGAAACAUCCGGAUGUGUCCGGUGUGCAAGGAGCCCUUCCCUCAUACAGAGUUGCAGGACCAUCAUGAGAAGAUGCACAAAUUGCUACCGUGCAAACAAUGCGGCGAGAGUGUCUGCGGGACAGACCUGGAGGACCACAUCAGGGACUCUUGCGCGCACACCAUGCAGACGUGCAAGUAUUGUGCCCUCGACCUCCGUCGCGGCGAGCUGCCGGCCCACGAGCGCUACUGCGGCGCGCGCACGGAGCAGUGCGAGCAGUGCGGCGAGUGGGUCAUGAUGCGAUAUCGGCAGCUGCACCUCGACUCCAACCACGGCUUCCUGCGGCUGGAUGACGAUCCACCACCCUUCAGAAAGGAUAAGCCCAACAAGAUAUUCAACGACUGGCCGAAACCCGCGAACGGGAUUAAGAAACCGGAUAUAAUCAAGGAUAUUAAUGUGCCGAGACCGACCGAGAUAAGAUACCUGCAGCCCGGUACUUCUAGUUCCAAUGGGACCAAGAAUCUGAAACCGGCGGAUGAAAUUAAACCGAGACCAGUGAAUGAAUUUAAUCAGAGACCAGGGAAUGAAAUUAAACAGAGACCAGUGAAUGAAAUUAAACAGAGACCAGUGAAUGAAAUUAAACAGAGACCAGUGAAUGAAAUGAAUCAGAGACCAGUGAAUGAAAUGAAACAGAGACCAGUGAAUGCUCUUAAAGAAACGAAUGUAGAACCCAGAGCAUCGAGUUCCAAUGGUGCGAUACCUCGGCCGAAAAGGACAAACGAUCAGCCGCAGAUCAAUACUAACGUGGCGCCUACAAACAAAGUUCAUAAGAAUAUGGCGAUGUCGCGCGGCGCCAUAAAGAAGCGUCCGGCGCCCGCGCCGCCGGCGGAGGCGCGCCGCGAGCUGCCGCUGCGCCGCGCGCUGCAGCGCCAGCAGGAGGAGCUGCGCGCGAUGCAGGAGAAGAACGCACACAACUUGGCCAACGGUCUCCCACCGGUAAUGAAUCCACUGGCGAAACUCGAGAAACUAAGGAAGAUGGACGCGCUACACAACCGGGAGAUAGACGACCAAAGCUACAAAAAUCGCCUCAACGGACGCAUCUGGAUGGCGCCAGACAUCCAGCCGUCCGGCCACGUGCUCGGUUCCGGUGAAAGUUCCAGGAAUCUCGAGCAGGACGUCAUAGACUUGGAAGUGGAGAGGAGGAAGAAAGAGUUCAAGAAUCUGAAGCCGAUGACGCCGGAGGAGUUUAUGGAGCGGUUCAAUGAGUUGCAGCUCAAAGAUCCGCGGGAGAGGAAGAAUGGCGACCGGUUCAGUCAGAUAAAGUCGUCGUUGAGGGAGCUGAGGCGGGGAUUGAAUGAGGUAACUGCUCCAUAUAAUGCGAAUAAUGCCAGCGCAGAUGUCAAUCACAACCGCAACUGCAGGUCCCCAGAAGAGGUGCGGCUACCGUGCGAGUUCUGCGGAGAGGCCGUGCCUCUUGACGAUCUGGUGCAGCAUCAGACGGGCUGCCGGCCGGACCUAGCUCGCUUGGCCCCACGGUCCCGCGGCGCGAGUCCAGUCCCGCAGCGGUGGGGCGGCGGCGGAGGCGAGGCGCAAGGGGCGCGGCCCCGCAGCGCGAGUCCGCCCGCUGAGCCCGUCAUACCGUGCGAGUUCUGCGCUAGAUCGCUGCCCGUUUAUCUAAUUAGCGAGCAUCAGGAACGCUGUGGACGUGAAUCAAAUCUACUGUUCGCUGAUUAAAAACCGUAUCGUAAUGCCAUAUCCCAUAUUUGAAGCUUAUUCUUAAUUUUAUAUAUGCAUGUAUUCGAAUUAAUCUGUGUAUUAAAUAAAACAAGAAAAAAUCUCAAAAUAUUUCGCUGGUACGAAAUGGGCCGGUUUUAGGGUAAUCAAUUUAAUUGGUGUAUGUCGUGUAAAAAAAAAGAUAUGGUAAUUUAUAGGACUUUGUUCGUGUCAGUAUAUUCCUCGAUAUAAUAUGUAAUCAGCUAAAGACUAUGUAUCUUCGUCGUUACCUUUUCAUUGAAAAAAAAAAAAACGGAAUUCGAAUUUUGAAACUUUAGCCAUCAUAAGUCAUAUACAUUAAUUAGAAAUAAUAUAACAUUUCAAUUUCAUAAUUCGAACUGUGUCUAUGUGUACAGCAGUGUUAAUCUUCUAUGUCGUGAGACCGUUAGUGAUUAUGGUGGUUUUAAGGCCGAGAAACGUUAAUAAAAAGAAAGGCAGGAUGUUUCACAUUUGACAUGUCUGUAAGGUUAUUUAAAAUAGAAGUAACGUAUUAAGUAAUCAUCACAAUAUCGAAACUAAGAGAAUCUCGUUGAAAGUUCCACUAUAAACGUUUAUAUGAGUAGGAGAAGAAAUAUCAUAUCUUUAUAUAGUAUCUUUACAAACUACUGCUGUGUUCUCUUUUUGUAUAUGUUUUUUACUAUACAUAGCUUAUAUUAUUAUUAUAGAUAUUAUUAGACUAUUUCAUUUCAAAACUGUGUUAAAUGCUCUAAGUAAUUUAUAUAUGUUAUUGUAUUUUAAUUGAAAUGAAGAAUUAAACGAAUUGAUCUUUUUACUGUUUAUGACAAAAAUGGAAAAAAUUGUUUUUAUUUUUGAUAUAUUGUGACAAUAAUGUUAGGAAAUCCUCUCUUCUAAGACUGUGUAUCUAUUUUUCUAUAAAACAAAUGAACAUAUAGGUAGGUGUUUACAAAAUUUUUAUAUUAGGCUAUUGACGUAAGCACGCUCAAAUUAAACUAUUUAUUCAAAAUGUGUCUAGUUUUCCAAAAUACAUUUACUUUCUCCCAUAGCUAUAUUUUCUUAUGAUAUCUUUUGUUUUUCAAAAACCUAUCUUCCAAUUGACUCGUUAAUAUGUGUAGGUAUAUUUAUAUGUUAUAUACAAAAAAUAUUUUCUAUCUUAUUAUUUCGGUGAAAUAUAAUGAAAAAAUACUGCAUAAUACAAAUAUUUCUACGUGCCAAGGGAAUUUAUUAUUGUAAUAUUUACUAUGUGUCUAAAUGGUAUUAAUCUGUGUGAAAUUGUACAUCAUCUAUGUUCGCGCCAAUAAUGUUAACAUAUCGUAUUAUACAGAUUAUAAAUUAUAUAAGAUUACAGAUAAUCAAUAUUUAGUCACGUUCUAUAUUCGUCAAUGUUAAUCUAAUUUAAUGCAUCACUAAGAUUUAAGAAUUAACUGCUUUUUAGUUGUGUAAAUAAAAAUGUUAUUUGCCUAUUUUAAUUUAUAAUUGUGAAAUGAUACUGUUUAAAAUGAAUGUCUAUUUUAUGAGCCAAUAAAGUGAAUAAACUAUUUA
Messenger RNA from Zerene cesonia (dogface butterfly), 3601 nucleotides. RefSeq lists its product as uncharacterized. The coding region runs from base 263 to 2062 and encodes 599 amino acids. The record is from RefSeq and is a predicted model, not a curated record. The transcript is spliced from 12 exons. Lineage: Eukaryota; Metazoa; Arthropoda; Insecta; Lepidoptera; Pieridae. Gene Ontology annotation, molecular function: zinc ion binding.